This is a messenger RNA of Boeremia exigua, 1229 nucleotides long. RefSeq lists its product as uncharacterized. Gene Ontology annotation, cellular component: endoplasmic reticulum. Bases 82 to 1107 code for a protein of 341 amino acids. Gene Ontology annotation, biological process: fatty acid elongation. NCBI's taxonomy places the organism in Eukaryota, Fungi, Ascomycota, Dothideomycetes, Pleosporales, Didymellaceae. The record is from RefSeq and is a predicted model, not a curated record. The transcript is spliced from 2 exons. Gene Ontology annotation, molecular function: ketoreductase activity.
CGCAAUUCGGGAACCGCUGCUCAGCUUGACAGCUUUAAAGAUUGCCGUCGCUGCCGUCGCUGCUGCUCGCCCAUAGCAAUCAUGGACAGCCUGUUUGCACCCUUUGGCGUGCGCCUUGAGGCCAGCAACUCUCUCGUGCAGGUUGCCUUCUCUGCCUUCCUUCUUGUUGGCAUUGUAGCUUUUGCAGCACCCCUCAUCAGCACUGUCCGAGUUCUCUUGAGCUUGUUUGUCCUGUCUGGCCGACCUCUCACCGACUUCGGUCCUCGCGGCACCUGGGCCCUCAUCACCGGUGCAUCUGACGGCAUUGGCAAGGAGUUUGCCCUUUCUCUCGCAGCCAAGGGCUACAACCUGAUCCUCGUCUCCCGCACCCAGUCCAAGCUCGACACACUCUCCGCCGACAUCUCCUCCAAAUAUGGACCCAAGACCUCUGUCAAGACACUGGCAAUGGACUUUGCGCUGAACAAGGACGCCGACUACACCAAGCUGGCGAAGCUCGUCGAGGGACUUGACGUCUCUAUCCUGAUCAACAAUGUCGGUCUGAGCCACAACAUCCCCGUGCCUUUCAACGAGACACCCAAGCAGGAGAUGAACGACAUCAUCGUCAUCAACUGCAUGGCUACCUUGAGGGUCACCCAGCUCAUCACCCCUGGCAUGCAGGAGCGCAAGCGCGGUCUUGUCCUCACCAUGGCCUCGUUCGGCGGCUUUUUCCCCACCCCUCUCCUGGCAACAUACUCCGGCAGCAAGGCGUUCUUGCAGCAGUGGUCUACUGCUCUCGGUUCUGAGCUGCAGCCCUACGGCGUGCAUGUCCAGUGCGUGCAGUCUCACCUCAUCACCACCGCCAUGUCCAAGAUCCGCAAGCCGUCAGCUCUUGUGCCCAACCCCAAGCAGUUCGUCAAGGCUGCGCUCGGCAAGAUUGGCCGUUCAGGUGGCGCGCAGAAUGUUGCUUUCACCAGCACACCCUACUGGAGCCAUGGUCUGAUGCAGUGGUUCUUGUCGAGGUUCCUUGGCGAGAGGUCGCACGUUGUCGUCAAAGUCAACCGCGGCAUGCACGUCGACAUCCGCAACCGUGCGUUGAGGAAGGCGGAGCGCGAAGCUAAGAAGCAGUAGGCUUCAUCUACCCUUCGACUAUUGUUUGUCACAAAGCAAGAUUGAAUUUAGCAAGGUGCGCGCGUGGUGGACGACCGAAACGGCCAUGUCCAUGAUAUGAUAUAAGUAAAGUGUAAUACCAU